GCCGCCCGCUGUCUCACUCGUUCACCCGCCCUCUCUUGCUUGCUCGCCCGCGUGUCCUCCCACUUACCCUCUCGCCCGCUCACAUGUCCUCAUUCUGGCUCGCUGCCCUCUUGUUCGCCCACCUACUCGCCCUACUGCUAGUCUUUCCCAGUUACCGUGUCUCGCCCCUAGCUCACUCUCGCACCCGCCGACCCCGAAAGACUUUGAGUGUGAGGCUCAAGGGCCCUAUUCGCGAUACAAAGGUGAGCCAUCACCAACACGAUCUCCCUGCACUGCCAUCUACGAAUGUGCCGAGGCCCUGCUGAACCAUGUCCUAUCUGUCCGCCGUUCCGCUCCGCCAACUGUUUUCCUUGCCCGCCAUUGCGCUCGCCCGCCAUCUUGUCAUCCCUCUUGCCGCCGUCUCGCACCCGCCGACUUGCCGUCUCGUGCCUGCCCAUUUGCUUUCUCACGCCCGCCCACUGUCUUCUCACGUCCGCCCACUGCCUUCUCGCGCCCGCCUGCUUGCACUUUCGUGUCCACCCAUUGGCCCUCUCGCGUCCACACCCCGCUCUGUUGUGUCCGCGUGUUCACAUGUCCUCGCGUGCGCGCGUGCCUGUCCUCCGUGCUGCUUCCAUAGCUGCUCGCUCUCGGUGCUUUGA
Molecule: messenger RNA, 638 nt
Organism: Fomitopsis serialis
Lineage: Eukaryota; Fungi; Basidiomycota; Agaricomycetes; Polyporales; Fomitopsidaceae
Exons: 2
Coding region: 84-305 (73 amino acids)
Source: RefSeq, a predicted model, not a curated record